AUGCACAGUGAGAAAUUCUUUGUUUUGGAUUUGUUACCUGUCGAAAUUCUCCACGAUAUUUUUGCUUAUCUCUGGGCACAUGAAAUUCUCUAUUCUUUCCAUAAAAUUAGUCACAAAAUCGACAGUAUUAUCACUAAUCAUCGAAAUUAUCAUGUAAAUUUUCGGUCGAUUCUAAAACAACACUUUGACAAUGUUUGUAAACAUAUUCAACCAAAGCAAAUUAUUUCACUCAUUUUAUCGGAUUAUACUGUUAUCUAUUUGUCACUUUUCCCCAUCGAACAAUUCGCUUGUCUCUGUGCUUUGACACUUUCUGACAUCCAAGAGAAUCAUCAUGCACUCUUCGCCAAUCUGAACCGACUGAAACGCGUAACUGUUUUGGAAAUUGAUACACUUUCUUACCUUGAAUUUAUCGAACCAACAAUCCAACUCAAACGGCUGAUUGUAACAAAAUAUUCCGAAGCUGAUUAUUAUCACGAAUCCUUACUCUCUUCUUUGAUAUUAUCAAAUCUUCGAUCUCUUUCGUUACCUUGCUGUUCAUACCAUCAACUACGUCAGAUUCUUUCUCAAGCAUCUAAACUAUCAUCACUAACAAUUUCACUAUCGAUAUCAGAUUGUACAGGAAUCGAUUAUUUUGCAGAACAACGUCAGGAUAUGCCACUUACUCUAACUCAUCUCAAUCUAUCCAUGCAUACGUUCAGUAAGUAG
Messenger RNA from Adineta ricciae, 705 nucleotides. The record is from the annotation of a GenBank genome assembly. NCBI's taxonomy places the organism in Eukaryota, Metazoa, Rotifera, Eurotatoria, Adinetida, Adinetidae.